GUCAUUGUUUGUUUACAUCUUGCAGCACCAAAAGUUUGUUGUUAUUGUCUCCGCUCCAAACGCGCUCAUUUUAAUAAAAAAGUGAAAAUUUUCAUCAAAUUUAUACUGCAAAAGCUUUAAAAACACACAUUCCAAGAUGUCGUAUAUGUUAGCACAUUUACACAAUGGUUGGCAGGUGGACCAAGCCAUACUUUCCGAGGAGGACCGUGUUGUGGUCAUACGAUUCGGGCACGAUUGGGACCCAACCUGCAUGAAGAUGGACGAGGUGCUGUACAACAUCGCGGAAAAGGUGAAAAACUUUGCCGUCAUCUAUCUGGUGGACAUUACGGCGGUGCCGGAUUUUAACAAAAUGUACGAGUUGUACGAUCCCUGCACGGUAAUGUUCUUCUUCCGCAACAAACACAUCAUGAUCGAUCUGGGGACGGGCAACAAUAACAAAAUCAACUGGCCGCUGGAAGAUAAGCAGGAGAUGAUCGAUAUCGUGGAGACGGUAUAUCGUGGGGCGCGAAAGGGACGCGGUUUGGUGGUGUCGCCAAAGGAUUACUCUACGAAGUAUCGAUACUAGAGUUGGACUUUGUGGCUGUAGCGUAAUGAUUGCUAAUAAGAUUUAUAUUUAAACAAUUCUA
Anopheles stephensi (Asian malaria mosquito) is the source of this 626-nucleotide messenger RNA. It is a transcript of the gene Dim1, whose product is annotated as thioredoxin-like protein 4A. Bases 137 to 565 code for a protein of 142 amino acids. Lineage: Eukaryota; Metazoa; Arthropoda; Insecta; Diptera; Culicidae. The transcript has 2 exons. Gene Ontology annotation, biological process: mRNA splicing, via spliceosome. The record is from RefSeq and is a predicted model, not a curated record. Gene Ontology annotation, cellular component: U4/U6 x U5 tri-snRNP complex; spliceosomal complex; U5 snRNP.